AUGUCGAGUCAAUUCAACUCUUCCGAUUUUUCGACCAACGGCGCCACCAAUACGGUCAAGACCGUUGCCAUGGCUUUUCCUCUCUCCGAACCAUUUUUUGUCUUACCUCAAAGCCCUCACGUUACUGAUGAGGAUUUUGAAAAUUUCAUGAAUACUGAGACCCCCCAUUCUGAAAUUACCAAUGCCGAUAUGAUGAGAAACGAUCCCCCUUAUGCCCGGGAUGAUCUGCAGCCUCUCUCUGAUGAGUACAUGACCAGCGACUUUGAUCUCGAGUUCAACUUCUUGAAAUCCUUCUCCGAUACCUCGGAUAUCAUCCAGCCGGAACCCUACAUUCAGCCAACAACCUUUUCGUCUGUUGAUGAGGCUCAUGAAGCCGUCCGCCGCCGGGGAUCUACAGUAGAGGACCCAACAUUUCCAACAACGACCGAGGACAAGUGCAACUUAGUUGCAGUUCUCAAGGUUGCCAUGAAGUCCAUUGCAUAUGCGAAGGACGGAGAAAAGACCAUCAAGCCCUUCGCAGAGGGCCGGUACAAAGACCUGGCGGUCGAAGUCGCUUGCUGGGAGCUGUUGAGUACCAUGAUGACUCGACACAUGAAUGGUGCCUCGUUCACCGAGGCCCACGAAAAGAAGAAAACCGGGUCCUUCAGAGCUCACUUUAAUGAAGUAAUUCAUGGUUUGCAGGUGUCAAAGUCGAUUUGUAAACACUUGCUUGAUACGGUCUACGCGAAGGUGUUCGUUGACGACCCUCUUCACGCUGUGAAGAGAGUCUCGGCCAACAAAAAGGUCAACGAUAACAAGAAAGACCUGCUUGAGAAGGGGAAGGAGGCUGCUGCCGGGGCUGCCAAAGCCCCCAGGGCCCCGGGCACUCCGGAGUCCAAGCGGAUGAAGAAGAUGCCACUCACCCCUCCGUCUACGGAGGGUCAAAAGAGGCGAUCUCGGGGAUGA
Penicillium longicatenatum is the source of this 945-nucleotide messenger RNA. RefSeq lists its product as uncharacterized. The coding region runs from base 1 to 945 and encodes 314 amino acids. The transcript is spliced from 3 exons. Lineage: Eukaryota; Fungi; Ascomycota; Eurotiomycetes; Eurotiales; Aspergillaceae. The record is from RefSeq and is a predicted model, not a curated record.